Molecule: messenger RNA, 1899 nt
Organism: Sinocyclocheilus grahami
Lineage: Eukaryota; Metazoa; Chordata; Actinopteri; Cypriniformes; Cyprinidae
Product: protein RUFY3-like
Exons: 12
Coding region: 423-1766 (447 amino acids)
Biological process (GO): regulation of axonogenesis
Cellular component (GO): cytoplasm
Source: RefSeq, a predicted model, not a curated record
GAGGGAGGGACUGAGAGAGAGAAAGAGACAUCUCUGAUUGUAGCUGCACUGAGGCUCGCACGGCAUCUCAAUCCCCUGGCUGUGCUGAGCCAGAGAGCACUGAAGCCUUUAUUCACACGGAGGAUUUUAGCUGUCGCUGCUCAUUCACAAGGCCAUUGAGCCCCAGAAGAAUAGCAUCCCUUCAGUCAGGUUUGCCCUGGACUGCUUGUUUAUAUUUCCCCUUCCUUCCUUCCUUCCUUCCUUUGUUUUCCUUGACUCUCUUUUCAUUCUUCCUUUGUGCUGGAGAAGAUUCUUGCUUGGACUGGAUUUGAAAAAACAAAAAAAACAAAUCGUCAUUGUUCCUAUUCACUGCUCCUGACUCUUCACUGAGGGCCGUCAUCGUAAGUGUUGUUGUCGUCGCAGCAGCUAUCAGCUGAGUCACCAUGUCUGAUCUGACGCCCCAGAGCGAGGCCCCCACCCCCACCACUGACAAGAUCACACAGGCUGCCAGAGAGACCAUCUACCUAUGCAACUUCCGCGUGUCGGUGGAUGGCGAAUGGCUGUGCCUGCGCGAGCUCAAUGACAUCUCGCUAACGCCAGAUCCCGAGCCGGCUCAUGAAGAUCCCAAGGACCCCAUUGCCAUCGAGAGGCUUAACCUGAUGAAUAUGGCCAAGCUGAGCAUUAAGGGCUUGAUUGAGUCUGCAUUGAACCUGGGCCGCACACUGGACUCAGACUAUGCCCCACUGCAGCAGUUUUUUGUCGUCAUGGAGCACUGUCUGAAACAUGGGCUUAAAAGUAAGAAGACGUUCCUUGGUCAAAAUAAGUCUUUUUGGGGUCCUUUGGAGCUUGUGGAAAAGUUGACUCCAGAGGCUGGUGAGAUCACAGCCAGCGUCAAAGACCUUCCUGGGCUCAAAACCCCUUUAGGAAGAGGCAGAGCAUGGCUUCGUCUGGCUUUAAUGCAGAAGAAGCUCUCAGACUACAUGAAGACCAUCAUCAACCGAAAAGACCUUCUCGGUGAAUUCUAUGAGCCCAAUGCUCUUAUGAUGGAGGAGGAGGGAGCCGUGAUCGCUGGGCUGUUGGUGGGCCUGAAUGUCAUUGAUGCUAACUUGUGCAUGAAGGGAGAAGAUUUAGACUCACAGGUUGGAGUCAUAGAUUUUUCCAUGUAUCUGAAAGACGGUGCACACAGCAGCAAAAGCACAGAGGGUGAUGGACAAAUCACAGCUAUUCUUGACCAGAAGAAUUACGUUGAGGAACUGAACAGACAUUUAAGUGCGUCAGUGAAUAACUUGCAAGCCAAAGUGGAUGCGCUGGAAAAGUCCAACUCAAAACUUACAGAGGAGCUUGCCGUUGCAAACAACAGGAUCAUCACUCUGCAGGAGGAGCUGGAAAGGGUGAAGGAUGAAAGCUCUUACUUGGUGGAGUCUAGUCGCAAGGCAUCAAGGGCAGAUGGUACUGCAAACGGUCAAGUGCUUGGGGAAACUCGCAAACAGCUCAAAGAGGAAACUCAGCUCAGACUGGAUGUCGAGAAGGAGCUGGAGGUGCAGAUAGGGAUGAAGCAAGAGAUGGAGCUGUCCAUGAAGAUGCUAGAGAAGGACAUCUGUGAAAAACAUGAUGCUUUGGUGGAGCUCAGACAGCAGUUAGAUGAAAUGCGUACACUCAACCAUGAGCUCUCCAUUAAGUCACAGAGCUCAGAGGCCAGCGCAAAACAGAAGAAUGACAUCAUCAGCCGCUUGGAGGAGAAAACAAACCAGAUGGGGAGCAUUAUUAAACAGCUGGAGAGCAGGUAAAGGAGUUUAACUGCAUAUGCACAGCAUUUAAAACAUGACAUGUACACUGCAAAACAAAGAGGGGGGCCCAAAAGUCUGAGAGCACGAGUGAAAUGCCUCUUCUAAUUUCAAUAAACAAUAUAUAACAUUUUAU